UAUGUGUCACAGCAUUUGCUGCUAGGCUGCUAACUUUAGCUUGUGAUUUCUUUAAAAAAACCUUAUUUCCGUGUUGCUUUACGAAAUAACAAAGCAAUACAGUCGCCGUACUUAAAGAACGGCACAUGUAUGCACAAGAUACAGCAGCCAGUUUAAACAAUCAAACAGCGGGAUGCUUUGGGCUCGGAUUAAACCAACAGCGUCGGAGGGCAACUCAACGCGCUGCAUAUAACGUCAUCACGUGAGGCGCAAAGUCGUCGGUUGCUAACGUAGCACCCUCGCUACCAGUUGGCAUGCCAACAGUUUGCUGCAGUGUUUGUAGCUGCAGGAAAAGGUUGGUAACUUACCAAAAACAACUAUGAACUGGAACGACACAUAAUGGUGAAAGUAGUCCCUUGUACACUCCCGUUCUCAUGACACCAACAAGGAGACAUGGGCAUCCUAAGACUGGCAGUCAGAAUCAUGGGUAGGAUCAGUACUUUCAGGUCCUAUCAGUUUGUGCUUCUCCUGGCUGCUGCACUUGCUGUUGUAGCUUUUUACUAUUUUGGCUCAGAGAGGCAGAACUUCUCUAGUACCACUAAGAGGAUCAAGCAGACCCAGGCCACCCACAACGGCAACAGAAACGAUGCUGACCUAACUGUGGACACCAGGCUUUCACACCCAGCUGGAUUGGAAGAGCAAAGAGAGGAAGAUCGAGAUUGGGGAGGGGAGAGUGAGGGGUCAAGGUCCAGGAAAAGGGAGAGUGGGGACACUGAUGACCAACGCUACCACGCACUCAUGAUGUUCACCAAGGUAGACAAGAGCCGGAGCCUGCAGGACAAGUUCAGGGUGGCCAUGUUGUCUAUGGUUAAAUAUGGAGACUUCCUUGAAGAAGAGAUAUUGGUCCUUCAUUUCGUGAGCGACCAGGCCAGCAAAGAACUGGGAGAGAGGAUGCUGCAGGAGUUUCUCCUUGAUGCACCAUUUAAGUAUGAGGUGUUCUUUCAUGAUGUGGUGGCUCUCACACAGAAGCUAUUCCCUAUUGUGGAGGCCAUGCAGAAGCACUUCAGCGCUGGCUCUGGUGCUUACUACAGCGACGCCAUCUUCUUCCUGUCUGUUGCCAUGCAUCACAUCAUGCCUGAAAGCCUGACGCGCAUAGUGCAGCUUGACCUGGAUCUGAAAUACAGGACCAACAUCAGGGACCUUUUUCAAGAAUUUGACCAGUUUCCUCCAGGAGCCGUAAUAGGCAUCACCAGAGAGAUGCAGCCAGUCUACAGACAUUCGUACUGGCAGUAUCGUAAGGAGAACCCUCAGACCAGUGGCGAUCCUCCUCCUGACGGCCUCCCGGGCUUCAACAGCGGCGUGAUGUUAUUGGACCUAGGUGCCAUGAGGGACUCGGCACUCUAUAACCAAUUGUUGGAGCCUAGCAAUGUGGCCAAACUAGCAGACCAGUAUCGCUUCAGGGGCCACCUGGGGGACCAAGACUUCUUCACCAUGAUCGGCAUGGAGCAUCCUGAACUGUUUUAUUCGUUGGCCUGUGGGUGGAACCGGCAGCUUUGCUCCUGGUGGCAGGACCACGGAUACGGAGACGUGUUUCAGAUGUAUUAUCGCUGUGAAGGCCUUGUCUAUAUCUACCAUGGGAACUGUAACUCUCCUAUACCAGAUGACUGAUGUAGGCACCAGACUAAAGCUGGAACCGAAAAGGAGGCUAUGACAUCUACAAUAGAGUUUAGGGGAAAUGUUUUCCUGCUUUUUAGAUGGAAGGGAUUUUGACUUACACGGCUGUUUCUUUUUUUGACCACUAUAAAGCCAGCGUCGUCGCAGACUCUGCCCCCUGCUGGCCACGGGGCUGAUAUCAAGGUGCUACAACUAUAGCGUACAACUGUGUCAGUUUGAAAGCCCCGUGUUACAGCAAUGCAAGGAGCUGCAAUAGUUGACACACAUCUCUUUAGCUAUAGAGAAGAUGAAAUAUGGUUUACGAAGUCCAGAUCCAUUUACUUAAGACUUGGAGGAGGGGUCGAGCUGUUGUUUGUGCCCCUUGCAGUUUAGCUGAGGCCAAACACGCACAUUUCAGAAGGAGUAAAGCGGCCAGGUAGACACUGAGCCACUUUUAAGUUGUUCUUGCUGUGCUCACUGAACUGCCACCUGGAUUCAAAGAAAUGUCAACACUCAAUAUUCAGUCAGAAAAUUGUCUGAGGCGUUGCACACUUUAAUACACACAGUGAGAGUGAAGCAGCUCAAUGGCCUGCCCUUCACCAUCAGUGGAGUCAAAGAGAGGCUACCGAAGACACUUGAGAACAAACAUCGCAAAUCAAUGCGCCUCCCUUCAAUUCACCCUAAAGCUUUUUUCAGGCAUCUCUAAUCUCUAUAGCUCUAAAACACAUGGAGCCGUUGAAUCAUAGUAAAUAUUGACAAAUAACUUCCAUUCUCAGUUUCCAAUUGCACUUUACAACUUCAAAACACAAUCUUAAUCAUCAAGGGUUGUGUUGAGAUGACAGGUAGAUUUAUUUUAUUGCAUUGAUUUUUAUUUGUUUUUUGUUUUUAAGACCUCAGCAGAUUGUUGUAGUUUUUAAGUGAUUCCCACUCUUUAGGCAGCAAUUCUUCAUAGUGGUGCGUUUGAGGACCAAGAAAGGAUACUUGUUUGCUGAAGAACAUUGUAUUUUAACUAUGUUUAAAAAUGAUAAGAGGUAUCAAAUUACAUUUCUGUAUUUCCUCCUUUGAAAUUAUGGGAAAGAAAUGAAAUCAAAAAAAGUGUAAUCCAUAUGUUUCUGUUGUUUUUACCCAUCAACACAACUGUUUACAACUUGGGAAGUACUGGAGAUUCAAAGAUGGUGUGCAGUGAAAAUGGUCACGUUUGUGUAACAUGUUUUUAUGAAUGUUAAACUUUCAGACCCACAUUUCCUGUGACAGAAAUACAGUAAGCUUUGUCUCUACAUUAUUUCACAACGUCGACAUUUUGUUUCUUUUGUGUGAUCCGCAUUCCUAAAUAAAUGAUAUGAUAAUGUCA
Molecule: messenger RNA, 2983 nt
Organism: Cyclopterus lumpus (lumpfish)
Lineage: Eukaryota; Metazoa; Chordata; Actinopteri; Perciformes; Cyclopteridae
Gene: xxylt1
Product: xyloside xylosyltransferase 1
Molecular function (GO): UDP-xylosyltransferase activity
Source: RefSeq, a predicted model, not a curated record